GGGAGAGGAAGAGCGGGCGACUACAACUCCCGGCAUGCACAGGAGUGUGUAAAGGGGACUUUUGCUUUCCUGGCUGUUCCCCACGUGGGUCCAACAUGGCCGGGUUUGUGGAUCUGAAUAUUCCCCACUCGCUGGAGAAGGAGUCUUUGCGGAAGCUGGUGGAAGCCGCGGCGCAUCUUGGCUAUUCAACCGUGGCAAUUAAUUAUGUCAUUGACUAUGAAGAAAAGAAAAAGGAAGUUGUGAAGCCUAUAUCAUCCUCAGAACUGUUUACAUCUUUACCUAUGGUGCAGGGGAAAUCCAAGCCAAUUAAGAUUUUGUCGAGGUUAACGCUUGUUGUUUCUGAUCCAUCCCACUGCAAUAUCCUAAGAGCUACAUCUACAAACAUAAAAUUUUAUGACAUCUUCGCUGUGUUUCCUAAGAAUGGGAAGCUCUUCCAUGUGGCUUGUACAACCUUAGAUGUAGACCUUGUGUGCAUUAACGUGACAGAAAAGCUGCCUUUCUACAUCAAGAGACCUUCCGUUAAUGUGGCAAUUGAUCGAGGCAUAUACUUUGAACUUGUUUACGUGCCUGCCAUCAAAGACUCCACGAUGAGAAGAUACACAAUUUCCAAUGCUCUCAGCCUGAUGCAGAUCUGCCGAGGAAAGAAUAUCGUACUGUCCAGCGCAGCAGAAAAGCCGUUACAGAUGCGAGGUCCUUACGAUGUGGCUAACCUAGGGUGGCUGUUCGGCCUGUCUGAAAGCAACGCCAAGGCUGCUGUUUCUACCAAUGGCAGAGCAGUCCUGCUCCAUGGAGAAGCCAGAAAGACUGCUUGUGGAGUGGUGCAUACAGUGAAGAAGCCCCGAACCCCUGAUGAAGAUGACUCCACCCCAGCUACCAAAAGGCCAAAAUGGCAUUGUGAUGAGUAGGCUCUCCUCUGCAACUUUCCUCAAAGCCCCAAAGCUUCAGGUUGCCAGUCUUGAACGGCCAGAUGGGAACCAUUGAUGCAAUUUAAGAUGUUGGGCUUAAGCAUCAAUGAGGUCAAGUGGAGAGUCUGACCAUGGACAUGGGAGGCUGCUGAUGCUGUUGUAACUUCUUUGGGAGGAAGAUAGCUCUUUCGCGGCUACCUAGAGGACUGUGGCAAUGUAACAGGCUUGAAAGCGGGUGGAAGAGCAUUUGCUUAUCUCCAUUCCCCUUAUAAUGAAGACCUUUCACCAGGGGAUUCUGUUAUGCUGCCUUUUGCCAUCUGUGCUCCCAAGUAUUUCCAGGAAUGGAAUCUCCCUAUAUAAUGAUUGUAACUCAGAUGGCUAUUAAUCACAGUCAAGCUAUUAAAGACAUUUCUGAAAUGUA
Molecule: messenger RNA, 1326 nt
Organism: Eublepharis macularius
Lineage: Eukaryota; Metazoa; Chordata; Lepidosauria; Squamata; Eublepharidae
Gene: RPP30
Product: ribonuclease P/MRP subunit p30
Exons: 11
Coding region: 96-905 (269 amino acids)
Biological process (GO): tRNA processing; translation
Cellular component (GO): nucleolar ribonuclease P complex; ribosome
Molecular function (GO): RNA binding; structural constituent of ribosome
Source: RefSeq, a predicted model, not a curated record